AUGGAAAAUGCCACAAACCCUGGGCUUCUCAGAAUGGAUAUUCUGACCUCCCUUGCCGAUUUACCCAAACGCAUUGCAAAAUGCUCCACGCUAGAGAAAAGCCGAAUAUAUCAAGAGAUCACCGUAGAGCUCAUCACAGAUGCAUUCCCAAACACAGCAGGACAUCGAUAUUACUGUCUUAUAGUCACUAGACGUAGACUUGAAGCAAAGCACCCAUGGAAUAUCAAAUACCUGCUGAAGGCCUUUGAAAUGCAUCGUCAACGUCACAUCGUAUUACGACAGAGCAGCAGCCUCAUGAAAUUAGCCCAAAAAACCUCAGAAAGCAUCUUACGAAGGAGAGUUGAGGCCAUAGAGGAAAACGAGUCGCUGCGUAAUACCCUAUCGAGUUUUCUUACUGCUGCGGAAUUUGUUGCUCAAGCUCAGAACGGUGGGUCCCAACUAUUUUGUAUACCCGAGCACGGAGUUGAUCUUUGCUGGGCUGUAGACACAGAGGUAGAACCAGAAGGUGGAAAUGACCGUAAUGAGGCUACAUCUGACUCAGAAACGGUUCGAAACACACCACAGUCUCCCGUUAACCAAGAUCAAGGAGAGGAAUCAACUUUAACAAACAUCUAUGGUUUUGUUCGCGCGAUUCUGGAUACAGCUCCUACUCAAACGGGAGCACCAAACAUAACCAUAAACAUGCCGCUCCAUAUUUACCAGAAUGACAACAUAGUGGUAAACCAGGGCCCAGGAUCAUGUAGUACCCCUACAGUUAUUGUUGGGGGAUCGGAUAAUAGAGGCGGAGGCAGCCAAUAUAUGUCUUCUCCCGAGUCGUCUACAUGA
Messenger RNA from Serpula lacrymans var. lacrymans S7.9, 825 nucleotides. RefSeq lists its product as uncharacterized. The record is from RefSeq and is a predicted model, not a curated record. The transcript is spliced from 5 exons. Bases 1 to 825 code for a protein of 274 amino acids. Lineage: Eukaryota; Fungi; Basidiomycota; Agaricomycetes; Boletales; Serpulaceae.